This is a messenger RNA of Acipenser ruthenus (sterlet), 2360 nucleotides long. RefSeq names its product microtubule-associated protein RP/EB family member 3-like. Gene Ontology annotation, biological process: spindle assembly; protein localization to microtubule plus-end; regulation of microtubule polymerization or depolymerization. The transcript has 9 exons. Gene Ontology annotation, cellular component: spindle midzone; cytoplasmic microtubule; microtubule plus-end. Gene Ontology annotation, molecular function: microtubule plus-end binding. Bases 235 to 990 code for a protein of 251 amino acids. The record is from RefSeq and is a predicted model, not a curated record. Lineage: Eukaryota; Metazoa; Chordata; Actinopteri; Acipenseriformes; Acipenseridae.
AGCGCCGGGCUGGUUGGAGAAGUAGCGGCGGUGGUGGGCGGCCUGCUGGAAACACCAGGACUACGACACUGAAGCUGCAAUAGCAACGGCAGCGUCGAAGACUGGGAAGAUUGCGCACUAAGAAAUACAGCGUCUGAGAAACAGGAGCCUUUGCGACACCAAAUCUCGCCACCUAUAUCUGCAGGAAGCAGACAACCAUAGACUGCUCAGAAACUUGUUACUCAAAGCUGGGGUAUGGCAGUUAAUGUGUAUUCCACCUCUGUGACCAUUGAGAACCUGAGCCGACAUGAUAUGCUGGCAUGGGUGAACGACUCGCUGCACCUUAGUUAUACCAAGGUUGAGCAGCUAUGUUCAGGAGCGGCAUACUGCCAGUUCAUGGACAUGCUUUUUCCCGGUUCUGUACACCUGAAGAAAGUCAAAUUCCAAGCCAAACUGGAACAUGAAUACAUACACAACUUCAAAGUGCUGCAGGCAGCUUUUAAGAAAAUGAGCAUUGAUAAAAUAAUUCCAGUUGAAAGAUUAGUGAAAGGGAAGUUCCAGGACAACUUUGAGUUUGUGCAGUGGUUUAAGAAGCUCUUUGAUGCAAACUAUGACGGGAAGGACUAUGACCCUUUACAGGCUAGGCAUAGCCAGGAGGUGGUGGCUCCACACAAUCCAGUGCCACAGAGGACAUCCCCAACAGCGCCCAAGAAUGUGCCAGCACCUCAGAGGGUGUCCCACACAACGCCCUUCAUGGGCGGCGGCAGAAAGAACACGCCUGUUGUCCGGAAUGGUGCCAGCGAUGCAGAUACACAGAUCAUGGAACUCAACCAACAGUUAAUGGAACUGAAAUUGACAGUGGAUGGGCUGGAGAAGGAGAGAGAUUUCUACUUCAGUAAACUACGGGACAUUGAGCUGAUCUGCCAGGAACAUGAAAGUGAAAACAAUCAAGCUAUCUCCAAGAUUAUAGAGAUUCUCUACGCUACAGAGAAUACCACAGUUGAUGGGUAAAUCCCCUAGUGUGCAGCAGACGUUGCGAUGGCUUCGCACCUCCAGAGGAUGACGACCAGGAUGAAUACUAAACCCAAUUUUGACCCUCUGUCUUUCUUUCUCAUUCUCUCUCCCGCUUGCCCACACCCCGCCUCUCUUUAUCAUAAAGGUACCCUAGGCUGUUUACUAGCACUACAGUUUGAGUUUUUGAGUUGUACAGCCUUUUACUGCACAAUCACAUAACAGCAACAGACUCCUAAACAUUUCAGCAUGGUGUAGAUAAGUGGUAGGUAAAACAACAAACAAAACUGUAAACACUUAAUGAGAAACAGAAAACACAAACAUGAAUCUGAAUCUAUUAACAGCCCUUUGCGAUACUGAAUUUUAGCUUCUAUUUAUGUCUUACUGUACAUUGCAACAGGUAUUCAUAUGAUUUUAAAUACAAUUUACUCCUUCCCUCUACCACAACUGCUGCAGCUGUAUACACCUUCCUACCACACUCCAACUGACAGACUGUAUAAUAUUGAAGAAAGAUAUUUAAUUUGUAUUUGUUUUUCUUAAUGGUUUACUUUCACUUUGCAUAUUGUUUUGACAGUGAUCAUUUGAAAAAGAUUGGCUGUAAACAAUGGUGAUGAAUUACUACAAUGCAAGUCGUCUAAACUGCUUAUUUGUGUUUAUUGGGGGGCAUUUAUUUUAUUUGUUAUUGAGGGGCAUUUAUUUAAAAAAAGAAAAAGGUUUUCCAGUGAGCUGUUUGGAUAGCCCUGUUUAAUUGCAUAUCUAAAAGGCGCAUGUGAAUGUUUUGGCAGAUGGUUAAGGGCUGGAUUGGUAUAUUUUUUUAAGUUAUUGUAUUUGAAUAGUCCUCAGUCAGAAAGCAGGUGGAAGUACAGUGAGAUUUAUAUAUUUUUUCAGUGUUGCAGAAAAAAAUAUUAAACAAAAUACUGAAAUUAGGGGUGUUCAGUAUUCGUGCUUGAAAAUCUAAUAUUGAUUGAGUACAACAUUACUGUAUAACAGUUUUAUUUUUAACUAUGAAAUGCAUCUUACAUUUCUACCAGUCCUACAAGGCCCGGAAGUAUUACAUAAGAAGCCUUAUUCUUUCGGAAUUAAAAAAAAUGUAAUAUCUUAUGAAAAGAACAAGAAGCAUUAUUAAUGGUUAAAUGCUUUAAAUAGAAAUCUGAAUGAUUAAGGAAGGCGCUAGCACAGUUAUACCACCACGGUUAUACCACCAGACUUCAAUCCCUGCUUCAUACAAGAAAACUACACAGACAUUUGCCUUGGAUAUCACAUACAUUUUGCAACGCCUGUCUGAUUAAAAUGCUGUGGCCAUAACAAUGGUGUGCAAAACUUGCAUCUGCUUUAAGUUUUAAUAAAUAAAUAAACUUGUGUGAAAAACA